AUGGGAAACAUCUUUGGAAACUUGCUGAAGACACUAAUAGGGAAGAAGGAGAUGAGGAUCUUGAUGGUGGGGCUGGACGCGGCGGGUAAAACCACCAUCCUGUACAAGCUGAAGCUGGGAGAGAUCGUCACCACCAUCCCCACCAUCGGCUUCAACGUGGAGACGGUGGAGUACAAGAACAUCAGCUUCACGGUGUGGGAUGUGGGCGGCCAGGACAAGAUCCGGCCCCUGUGGAGACACUACUUCCAAAAUACGCAGGGCCUGAUCUUCGUGGUGGACAGUAACGACCGGGAGCGGGUGAACGAGGCGCGGGAGGAGCUCAUGAGGAUGCUGGCGGAGGAUGAGCUGCGGGACGCCGUGCUCCUGGUCUUCGCCAACAAGCAGGACCUGCCCAACGCCAUGAACGCGGCGGAGAUCACGGACAAGCUGGGCCUGCACUCCCUGCGCCACCGCAACUGGUACAUCCAGGCCACCUGCGCCACCAGCGGGGACGGCCUCUACGAGGGCCUGGACUGGCUGGCCAAUCAGCUGAAGAACAAGAAGUGAGGCGGGGCUGCCGGUUCGACGGGGGGCAGUGGGUGGGGCUAGAGCUGAAGUUCAUUAGAGUGUGGAUGUAAAAAAUCAGUUUUUUGCUUUUUGGGGUCUUUUCACAACAGUGUACUAGGAGGGUGGGAUGGAUUGAGGGGCACGGGUUACAUUGUUUUUAAUAACCCAGAAGAUGUCAGAGUGGGUUUUGAGCGUGUUAUUGUCUGAAUCUGUUUGUGGCCGUCAUAACCUUGUGCACAAACUCCCAUGCUGGCCUGUGAAUACUGCUGUGUGUUUAUUUCAACGCGAAUCCUGCUUGGUUUACGGUCUAUCGGUCCCGAGCCCCAGGGCUGGGCCCGCCUGCUAAUUUCGAUUCGGUGCAAAGAAUUUUGCGCUCCGCUUUCGUCAGUGGCAUUGAUUAUAAUUAGUGAUGUUUAUCCCGGCAAAUGUGACAAAGGAAUGCAUGCUUAGCCAUUUGGAUUCCACUUCACUGGCUCAAACUAUUCACAGGAUGUACAAAUGAGUGUGAAGCACUGAAUCCCUUCAAUGAAGAGGGCAAUUACCUGCCUCAGCUUCAGUAUUUAUUUGCUUUUGCUUAAGUAAUCAGAAGUAAUUGAUUACUUUGCCAUCUGAAUAUUUGUGUGUAAGUUAAUCUGCCCGUCUAGUUAAAUGCAAAUUUUAAUUACCCUGUGAAAUCAACGUGCAGGACCAGAUAGGGCAUCUGUUGUGUCAAAACUGUCAGUGUGGGUUUUAAAGAACUAGCAGCCAUCGACAGACACCAUGCUUUAAUGGUGGUUAAUGGUGGUGGCAUUUAGGCAGUCAGCUCAGAUCAGGGCAUUUAGCUAACAGAUGAAUAUAAAUAAAGUGUGAAUGGGAAAUUCAGAUAGGUCCAUAGUUUAGACAGCAAAAGUGCAAGCUUGAAAAAGUCUGCAAUGGCAUCAUAUGUAUAAACUCUCCUCCCAUCUCUGGUACAGUAUAUUUUACCAUCUCCUCUGGUCUUUAUCUAUUGCCAGUCUUGCUGGCUCUUUGAAAGAAACCUGUUCCUGGGGGAACGUGCGCUUACAUCACACCUCUUGGACUUAUUCAGUCUUAUCCAAAAAUAGCUGGUGUGUGUGCAGGUUUUGUUUUAAGCUUAUCAAGGUCUUGAUUGAAGACCAUAAUUAGUUAAUUAGUUGAAUCGGGUUUUGAAUUGCUUGCACCCACACCAGCCUUUUUGGGUAAGACUGGACACCCCCACUUUAGACAGCAGUUCUUUCUGCCCUGGCAGGUUGAAGGUAGGCCAGGGGGACUGGACAAAAACUGUGAGCCACUGCAUCAACUUCCUAAAUGAUUUAAAUUUAUAUUAUGUUUAAAACUUCUAUUUGUUUUUCUUGUGUAUGCAGAAAGGACUGUGAUUUAUUUAUUCUUUCUGAAUUUUUAUUGAAAAGUGUGUUGUUGUAUUUGUUUCUGUAUUCUGUUAUAAUGGAGAACCAAAUUGCUUAUGUUUUGAAAAGAAUAAUUUCAUUUAUUCUGUGUAAUUUCAAAGUGGACGUGCUCACUUUGACUCAAAUUGAACACGAGAAAACUAAAAAUGGGCGUGCAGUAUAAAAAUCAUUUUCAGGAGAAAUUUCUGUUUUGUUAGUUUUCAACUCAAGCUUGUGAAGACUUUUUAGAUGACUGAUUGUUAGGAAUAGAGUUUCCUAACUAUGGGAACAAGAUAUAGACAUAAAACGUGUUGACCCAAAAGAAAGUGAAAUUAAGUGGCACAAGUGGCAGUAUGUGCAUGCAUGUAAAAAAAAGAAUUAAAUUUUUUUAAAUUGGGUCGCUUUAGCUUUUCAACUUCUGCUGCCACAAAAAUUGUCUCACGGCUUUAAAAAAUGUUGUCAUUCAGACACUAAUUAGUAGCUGUGUUAAGACGGCUCCCUUCUCAUUAAACCAUUAAACCACUCGUUCAAGUGUAUGGAAUUGCUGUAACAGCUUGAGUGUGUGUAUAUACAGUAAUGAUGUUUUUCUCUAUAAUAUUCUUGUCACACUAAAAGAUAUUUUGGGGGGCUGAGGAGGAAGUGACAGAUACUCUUGUACAGAGACGGUGGUUUGUCAUUUAUGAUUGCAAUUUAUUUACUGCUUUUACAGUUCUGCUACUUAAAAAUAAAUAUCCUCCAUAGUCUGUUUUAAAUCAAUUAUAUGCCACGUUGAAUGUUUUUUUAUUAAUAUUAUCUUCCUUGUGAACUAGAAUAAGUGUGAUUAUUUAUGAAGGGAAAACGUUCAUACAGUUUUGAGGUUAGUCCCGGUUAUGGUCCUGUCCGUUUGAAGUACUGUAGUGGUUGUCUGUACAUAACACUGAUUUAUCAACCCUUUGUGUGUGUAAAACUGGCAGAUGUCUCUUCCAUUGAGACUGUAAUAGUAUGUUAAACAGAGUUAUUUUUGUGGCCUUACAGAGAUGCUAUAUUCAUUUAAUUUAAUUUUACCUGGAAGGGCAAUGACUAAUAUAAUACAAUAUGCUUGUUUUGCAAAAAUGUAUUUUCUGUUAAUAAUUAUAAUUUGCUCAUGUAACAAGCUUUUGUUUGUUUUUUUGGAAUACAUUUUUGAUGUAUGUUUUAAAUAUGAAUUGGAGCUGGAAGGUUUAUAUUUAUUUUGUUUUGUUAAACUGAAAUUUGAAUAGGUUCUCAUGUUUUUUAGGAUUCUUAAGACUUUUGGCUGGAGGUUUAGUGCAGGUUGCUGAAACUUGUUCCUGGACGGCUGUUCUGUCUGUAGGCUGCCCUGACCAUCUGAUUCAACCAGUUAUUUUUAUCAAUCAACAUAUCAGUCAGUCACUGUCAUUCUGUAUACCCUUCAAAUUUGGAAUGCCCAGUUGCCCUAAACGGCCCAUCUCAUUGCUGAAUUGUCCAAUAGGGGUUCAGGGGUGUGGAGACCAGCCUGGAUAUACUAGUUAUGCAAAUGAGGUGCAGGCUGACUGCAGAUGCCCAACCGACCAGAUGAUUCAAAUUGUGCAUUGAGACUGGGAGAAUUUUUACUAGACUGAAGCCCACCAUCUCCGGGCAACGCCACAGCCAAUUAGGAGCUGCCUGCUACAGUCGGCACUGGCACAGUAAUGAUUCUGUAUAAGACUAUACAGAAUGAUUCCAUGCAUUAUAUACUGGAGUGCAGAGCAGAUCACUGCACAUUCAAGUGCAUCAGUCCUUCAGCCAAUUACACCACCCUAAAAACCCGCCAAUCACUAUUUAUUUGCCCAAGAUAUCAACCAAUUGCUGUCUUUAUUGAACCAAUAUAUUAACCAACUACUGUUGAACAAAGUUAGCUUCCCACCCCCAGAAGAGCUGGUGAUCUAGAUGUAGCCCUCAAAGCCUAGAUGCGAGUUGGUCUGGUUUAAUGUGUAAGGUCAAAAUUGGAGGGCUAGACUGUGUAUAAUAAUAUGGGUACUGGGGGAAAAUGAGUGAAAUGAACGCCUGUAAGGGACAGACGAGUGUUUGGGAGGUGGAGUCACAGCUUGCCCCUGCAGUAGCUGUGCUGGAAAAUAAAGAUGCUUUUCCUCUGUAUGACUGUUCA
Anguilla anguilla (European eel) is the source of this 4050-nucleotide messenger RNA. Its product is annotated as ADP-ribosylation factor 3-like. The record is from RefSeq and is a predicted model, not a curated record. Lineage: Eukaryota; Metazoa; Chordata; Actinopteri; Anguilliformes; Anguillidae. Gene Ontology annotation, molecular function: GTPase activity; GTP binding. Bases 1 to 546 code for a protein of 181 amino acids. Gene Ontology annotation, cellular component: plasma membrane; cytoplasm. The transcript has 4 exons. Gene Ontology annotation, biological process: intracellular protein transport; vesicle-mediated transport.